AUGGCUCCAACUGMAUUAGCUUACCAUUGUGUKAUUGAUCGGGAUGUUCAAGAAUUGGAGAAAUUGAAAGACCCGACAGGACCGUUGUCUGAAUCAAUUUCAAUGAUGAAAACACAAGAGUCUUCGUACGUGAAUAACAAUGGCAAAGAGAUAACUGAUGCUAAAAUCAAACAACAACUGACUAAAAACGGCGAGCUGAUGGCCAAACUGGAGCAAAAAAUUUCGUCGAAAAACGAGCAUGACAAAGGCGGUCGACCUGAUACGAAAGUACAGUUGUCGGUGGACAUACCAAGCAAGGGCAUACACAAACAGACGAUGUACACGUCGGACGGCGAACCGCCGAGGAAACGGGACAGCAAAUACAGAGAAUACGACAAAAAAAACUACGACACGCAGUUCCCUCUACCAGUGUCGUCUUACUUCAACGUGGAAGCGACACCCGAGGAUAUGGCGGAAUACAUUUUCUUCACAAAGGACUUCAAAUCAGUGACGCAAGCAAUCGAGAAAUUAAUCCAGGAUGGAAGGUUGGAUCGCGAAUCGGCAUUGGCGUACUUGGACAAGAUCGACAGGGAGCUGUACCGACUGGACGCACGUUACUCCGACCAAGGCGUAGAAGUUUCAAGCAAAGACAUCGAAAACCCAUUAAAAUUCCAAAAGAACUAUGAAUCUUCCGAUUUCAACGACAUUGAUGGAACGUUGACCGAACUAAAAGAAAUGCAACAGAUACUCAGAGACAAGUAUAGCAAAAAAAGCAUCGACUUGGAGGAGGAAGAUUACAACUCGAAACGAAUUCGAAAAAUCUUGGAAGCAAAACUGCGCAUGUCUGAUUCGCAGUACAAUCGACUUUUGGAAACGAUGACGGCUCCGWCAGAUUAUACGUAUGCCCAGACGAUGAUGGACGAAAUCAUUUAUCAACUAGCUAAGCUCAUGUUCAACCAAGGACUUUUUAUCGGCGGGUCAGAAGCUCAAGAAUCUUUGCAAAAAUUCACUGACUUCUUGGAAACCGAAGCGAGCCGAGGAAGGAUUUCCAGAGUCCUUGAGAAAAAGAUAUUGGAUUUACUGAUAACGUCGCUUUCGGAUACAUUGACCGAACACCCGGAACUAAUGGCCGCCGCCAAAGAAGGCUUCAGCAAAUAUCUUGAUGCUUACCCCAAYUCAGAAUCGAACGGUAUCCAUCAGAUGAAAAAUGACAAUUUUUCUGCAAAGACGAGAAGAGACACCGAGACUUCAGCAAGAGGUCAGUUAAAUGCUGGUUUGGAAGCGUCCGUAGUGAAGCGGAGCGUGAAGACGUCUGGUAUCGAAGACAACGAAGUCGGUAGUGUAGCGACGAAAAAUUAAAAAAUAUAAAAACAUAUUAUU
Molecule: messenger RNA, 1359 nt
Organism: Diuraphis noxia (Russian wheat aphid)
Lineage: Eukaryota; Metazoa; Arthropoda; Insecta; Hemiptera; Aphididae
Source: RefSeq, a predicted model, not a curated record